Molecule: messenger RNA, 6535 nt
Organism: Sorex araneus (European shrew)
Lineage: Eukaryota; Metazoa; Chordata; Mammalia; Eulipotyphla; Soricidae
Gene: MOB3B
Product: MOB kinase activator 3B
Exons: 4
Coding region: 470-1120 (216 amino acids)
Biological process (GO): positive regulation of protein phosphorylation; signal transduction
Cellular component (GO): cytoplasm; nucleus
Molecular function (GO): protein kinase activator activity
Source: RefSeq, a predicted model, not a curated record
CACCGCCGCACGCCGGGUGCCGCUGGGGGCUAACUCUGGAGCGGCGGCGGCUGCAGCUGGAGCCCGGAGCCCGCUCGCUCGCUCGCUCGCCGGCUCGCCGGGAACCGCCAGCGCUGGCGCGGGAGUCGGUCGCGUGGCCUGGCCAGCGUCGUCCCUCCUGCCCCGAGCUCCCCCCGCCUCCCCCCCCCCCGCCCCAACCGUGCUUCCUCUAGCGCCACCCGCAGCGGAUCAGACACGUUGGGGCCCCGAGGCUGAAGGUAAAACCCCCUCGGAAGGAACAUGAGGUUUCCCUGGACGUUAUUCAACAGGAAGAUAGAAGGAGCUGUUUAAAAGAGAUUCGAAACUUUAGACCGCAAGACUGGGGCCAGAGGGCUGGCAGUGGAAAACUCUGUUGGGUUGUGACCUGUCACUGAAAAGUCCCAGGUGCCUUUUUACUUCUUGCAAAAGAAAGGAAGAGAAAGAGAAGACCAUGUCCAUUGCUCUAAAGCAGGUUUUUAACAAGGACAAGACCUUCCGUCCCAAGAGGAAAUUUGAACCCGGGACUCAGAGGUUUGAGCUUCACAAACGGGCUCAGGCAUCCCUCAACUCAGGCGUGGAUCUGAAGGCAGCCGUGCAGCUGCCCAGCGGGGAAGACCAGAAUGACUGGGUGGCGGUGCAUGUGGUAGACUUUUUUAAUCGGAUCAACCUCAUCUAUGGCACCAUCUGUGAGUUCUGCACGGAGCACACCUGCCCUGUGAUGUCAGGAGGCCCCAAAUAUGAGUAUCGGUGGCAGGAUGAUCUUAAGUACAAGAAGCCUACGGCACUGCCAGCCCCCCAGUACAUGAACCUUCUUAUGGAUUGGAUUGAGGUCCAGAUCAACAAUGAGGACAUAUUUCCAACGUGUGUGGGUGUGCCCUUCCCAAAGAACUUCCUUCAGAUCUGCAAGAAGAUCCUUUGUCGCCUUUUCCGGGUCUUUGUCCAUGUCUACAUCCAUCACUUCGACCGGGUCAUUGUGAUGGGCGCAGAGGCCCACGUCAACACCUGCUACAAACACUUCUAUUACUUUGUCACAGAGAUGAACCUCAUAGACCGCAAGGAGCUAGAGCCCUUGAAAGAGAUGACCAGCAGGAUGUGUCACUAAUACCCCAUCUCACGCUUCGGAAGAAAGAGGAGAGCUGUUUCCUCCCGGAUUCCCAAGUGGGCAGGAGGGAGACCUUCGGGCGGAAGUGCCCCUUCUCCUACUGGGAGCAGGUGGAGACCAGCAGUGACUCCCGAGAGACAUUCCCCACUCAUUUCGUGUGCUCUUAACCCUCUGAGUGCUGCUAGCCACGAUCUGUGGGCCCGACUGGCCCCAGCGAGAGAGAGACACGGGCCGUGGGCUCAAAGGGAAGCCUUGGCACUUAGCCUGCAGGCACCCUUCUGCCUGCCACCUAAGCUUUACUGGAAUUCAGGUUUUGAGACUGAAAUACUUACCUGCCUUGUCAGGUGGCCGACUCCUGUAAUGUGUUUUUCUAAGUGCCGAAUGAAUUUUGGAGCUCUGGUUGUGCAGCAAGCUUUCCUAUAACAAGUCUUCUCUGUCUCUGGAAGCUUCCGCACCGACUGUGUGUUCUAACCUCCUUCCUUCAGGGCUGUGGCUCCAGAGAGACCCAAGACCCCACUUAGCAGGCUUUCUGGACAGGGACCAUACCAUGGGGUGACUUGUCGCUACCCCGAACAGGGUCUGCUAACUUGAUUGUUUUUUUUUUUUUAAUUAUUGCUAACUUGAUCUUAAUUCCAGGGCAGAUACUGGUUGCCAGCAUAAGUCUGAGUUGCCAGUUCACCCUCAACAGAGUGUGUGUGACAGUGUGUAUGUGUGUGUGUUUGUGUGUGUGUGUGUGUGUUUAAAAUAUAACCACACUCAUUCCAGUCUCUUCCAUUCAAGAUCAUUCUUCUGUUUUCUCAGAGGAGAAAUGACCAAGAAUGGUCAGCAGAAGCCCUGAGCCCAAUUAGUGCAGUGUUUGUUCUUUGUUUAAGGAUAGGGAGUCACGGCUGUCUCUGCAUAAAACUAAAAUUUCAGUGAAAAAGCAACAGUACAAUUGGUUGUUUGGUGCACACUGCUCAAUAGCCGAGCCUAUUGACUUGGAACCAGCCCAGCUGGCGGAGCUUCUGAAUCCAGUCAAUGUUUUCUUUCUUCUUCUCCCCCCUUUUUUCUCUUAGCCAUAUUAUAUUUGGGCACAGAAUUACUAUCAGCUCCUAUGAUUGUGCCACAGUUGCCAAGGUAACAGUAGCGCUUAAACUAACUUCCUUCCUUCCUUCCCAGUUUUUCUAUUCCAGUAGACAGACUAUCGCAUUCUGUGCUAUGUCUUGCCUUUUGAAACCUAAGUGAGUUUUAAUAGAAGAAAUGCUGCCUUCUCUGAUUCAUUCACGAAACUGUGGUGGUCCUAAGAGCCUGUGACGAGAGGGAAAUAAUACUCCCAGGGAUCAUUUGAACUUGAUUAAAAUAUCAGUUGGUGGAGGGAAGUAGAUAAGAAUGUAUUAGUGCAUUUUAAUGUGAUAUUGAUUAAAGUAUAACUAAGCAACUCUGAUUUUGUUUUAUUAUGUGGAAUGUGUUAGUUAAAUUGUGGGUGUAACAACAGUCUGGCAAACAUGAAAUUUUUCUUUGAGCGAACUAAGGAAAAAAGCUGAUGGUCUAAAUAUGGUGACUCUCUGCAUGGACCUAACCCAACAGGCUAACUGACCCUUGUCUGUGGAACCCAAAUGCUGCUACCUCUUUCCAUAUUGUUGCACUUCGGUCCACAGCAUGUAUAUAUAUUUUUACCCCCCCCCCAUUAUCCUCAUUUGAGAGGAUAAUAUUUUUCUCAGUAUCAUUUGUGACUAGAAGAAUAAUUAACUGUCCUAAAGAUUCAGAAAUAAAUGCCCCUAUUCUUGACAUAUGCAAUAUACAGCAAGCACCACUUGGAAGUGUUGAACAUGCAUGGUUGACAACAUGAGGCCCUUGCACGAGGAAGAACUCUGGCACUCUGACCCAUAGGAAACCACCAGAAUUUCACAUUAAAAACCUGGCUGUGCUCCUACAUUUCAAUAAUGCCUAGUCAAACAGGAUACUGAUCAGAUUUUAAAAUGCUUUUAGAGCUUAUUUUCUAUUCCCUAUUUAUGCAUCUGAACUUCCACUCAAUCCUAAAAAUCCAAAUAUUUUUUAAACUUCAUAAAAUAAUUUCCUCCUGGUAUUUUGUUGACUGGACUAAUCCACUCUUUGGGAUAACCUCUUCUUUUUUUUUUAAAAUUUAUUGACUCACCAUGAGAUAGAGCAUUACAAAUUUGUUAUGAUUGCAUUUCAGUCAUACAACGUUCUAACACCCAUUCCUCCACUAGUGUAAUUUUCCAGCACCAGUGUCCCCAGUUUCCCUCCCACUCCUUCAAGCCACUCCCCACCCCAGUCUGCCUCUAUGGCAGGCACCUCUCUUCUCUCUCUCUCUCUCUCUCUCUCUCUCUCUCUCUCUCUCUCUCUCUCUCUCUCUCUCUCUCUCUCUCUCUCUCUUUCUCUUUCUCAUUUUAGACAUUAUAAUUUGGGUUACAGAUGUUGAAAGGUUAUCAUCUAUAUCCCUUUACCUGCUUUCAACACUCGGCUCUUGUCCAGAGUGAUCAUUUCCAACUAGUAUUGUCAUAAUGAGACCUCCUCUAUCUUAACUAUCCUCCAUCCCCCACAAUAUUGACCAACAAUUGACCAGUCCUCCUGGCCCAUUUUACUUUGGAUAACUUCUUAAUUAAAAAAAAAAAAACACACUCUUGUUUAAUUACAGAAUAUUCCUAUUUGCACAGAACUCUGGAAAGUUCCAAACAAAAUCAUUGUAGGCAUUUUUAUCUCUUGGGCCUGACUACAUUAUAAAUAAGUCUCUUGCAAAUGAGGUCUUUCAGAUCCUGAAGUCCUUUCUUUAGACAUCUAUUGUUCUUAGGAUCUAAAAAAAUGAAACCCUGCUUUUUCCUCCUAACCAGAUAGGAUUGUUCGCUUCAUUUUCUAUUCCUUCUUUUUAGUUUUGAGAAAUUUCAAAGUAAAAAUUUCUGGAAGAUAAAAUGAACACCAAUAAACCUUUCACUUCUACACAAUUGUUAAUGUUUUCGAACUGUCAACAUAAGAACAUAAGUAUAUGUUCUUACUGCUUAAGAAUUUCAAAAUAGGUUGAAGAUGUUGUAAAACUUUAAGAUACUUUAUUAUCAUAGUCCUAAAAUGUCACUUGCCUCUUUUAUAUACCCCAUCCAAGACCUCAUCAAGUAUUACACAUGGCAUUUAGUUGUCUUUUUUGUAGAUUAAAGUUCUCAGUCUGUGUGUGUGUGUGUGUGUGUGUGUUGAGUGAAAGAGAGACAGACAGACAGAAAGACAGAGAGAAGAGUUCAGGGCAGUUUGUGUAUAGAAUGUCCCACAACCCGGAUUUUUCUUUUGAUUGUUUCCUCAUUAUAUUCAGGUUAAGCUUUGUUAGAACACUACACAUGGGAUGUUAGCAUAUAAUGCAUAGUUGUCUUUUUUUAAGGAUAUUAAAUUUGGCCAGGUGAGUUCAGGUGCUGUCAGCCUGAUUACUUUAUUAUAAAGGCCUAGAAUUCAUAAUAAAGAUAUGAAAUUUUUCAAGUACAUGAAUUUUAAAGAAUGAGUCUACAUAUAUAAACAUUUUUUCCUUGAUAUCCUCAGAAAUAUCCAAAACUUUCAAAAGAUUACAACUAUCAGUUUGGUAUAGCAGUGGCAAAGAAUUAAUAUUUCCCAUUUAACAGAGACAAGGGGGAAUGAGGAUAUGCAAAGCAAUAAAGGGCUGUGCAUGCACAAUUAUGCUUCCCAGUGAAAAUCUGCAUGGUCCCUGUAACCACAAUUCAAAUACAUAUAACUUUUCUUCCCAUCCUUAUUGAACUUGGAUUUAGAGCCUGGGUUUAUUUUAGGGAGCAUACAUUUUCAUUGAAGGAGAAUGCCCACAAACACAAAAUUUAUUUGGGUGACAAGGAUCUUAGAUACUAUAAUGUGACUAUAUCCCUUCAGAGGGUGACAGUCCAUAUAAAGAAAUGUGAAGUAUAUGAGUGCCACCAAAAUUUCAUGGUGUUAGGGAGAUGAUUAAGAAUAAAAUGUCUGAAAAGACUCCUUAGGGAGAUGAUAAUGUUUUUAACUGGUCAAGAAAUACUCAUCUAAAAAAUAAGAAAUACUCAUCUAGUAUCAGUUCUGGUUCUUACAUGAAUUCUCUCUUCCUGGUGUGUUUUUUAACUCUAGAGAGCCAGGACAAGUUAAAACAUAACAUAUAAGAUAACCUUAAUCUUCAGCUUCUUUAGAGUUCUCUUGCUGACAGAAUUCUCUUGGUAGUCUGCACCACCUAUUGCUAACAUUUCUGAGAGCUUGAAAUGAAUAGUUUCCAAAGCUUUCCCUGUGGCUGUGCAUCAUGGAUAUAACCAGCAUGCAUAAUUUCUUUUCUUUCUCUCUUGCAAUAGAAGAAAUGAUGCAUGCUUUCUCCAGAAAUUUUUCUUAAUAUUCAUAAAUUUUCUUUCUUAUGAUAGUUUCCCACUUACAAAGCCUUAUCGAGGUUUUAUUCUAAAUUAUACUUGAUCCUUUUGGUUUAUCUUCCUGAAAGUCCUUCUUUUCUACAUUUAUCAUUCCUCAUAAAAUUAGUUUCCUUUUGUUUUAAUCACCUCUAAUAGGCAAAGCGUUAGGUGAGUUACUUCAUCCUUUCAUAGUAAUUUGUGCCAGUUGGUCAUUCUGAUCACUGGUGGUCACACAUUAUUUCUAAUGCUCCCUAGUCUUAAAUUAUUUCCAUACACUGUGGGUGUCAUACAAUAAGAAAAAUAAGUGGGGUAGAAAAAUACAUGGCCAUGUCAAGAAAUAUGGAUAAAGGAAAAAUCACUUAAAAAAAUUGAUGUAUUGGGCUGGAGCAAUAGCACAGCAGGUAGGGCGUUUGCCUUGCACUCGGCUGACCCGGGUUCACUUCCCAGCAUCCCAUAUGGUCCCCUGAGCACUGCCAGGGGUAAUUCCUGAAUGCAGAGCCAGGAAUAAUCCCUGUACAUCGGCGGAUGUGACCCAAAAAGAAAAAAAAAUGAUGUAUCACUUGGGAAAUACUAUUGUCAUUUGUGCUACGAUCAUUUUGGUCCUGGAUGAAAUGGAAUUUGCUCCUAGAAUUAGCUAAAACGUGUUUUGAAAAUAAUGUGGGGAAUUUUCCAGAUUUCUAAAAAAUUAAAUUAACAACAAAAAGCUUUUUAUGAUUUGCCGAUUACUUCUGGGCAGUUAGUAAUUCUGGGUAGGAUGUUUUCAACAAAUAAAUAAUGUUUUUAUAACUUUUAUGGUGAAGAGCCCAUUUCUAAUCUGCUAAACUGCUUUAAUAGCUUUAAUUACCAUAAUUUUAAAUUUUUCAGUAUCUUUUCUAAAUACAUGCACCAGAAAAAAUAGUUACUAUAUUUUAGUUCCAUUUGUGAUUAAAAGAAUAGAAUAAUUAUAAGAAUAGAAUAAUUCAAUAAAACUAAUGAGAAAAGCAAGAUAAAAAAUAUCACAGGAUAUUUAUGAAAUCAUUUCUAUGUGAGAUUAGGAAUUCAGAUGUCACAAAUAAAAGAUAUGUAA